CUUCUGACCGCAGGAACACUCAUAAACAAACAGUGUUUCCCUUUUCCUCACCGAAUGUAGUCAACAUUUAUUAAGCUGUUUGAGGGGAAAUGUGUGAGGUUCUUAUUUGUAAUGCCUGGAAGAUUUUAGUGUGGUAUUUUCCCUGCACGUUUUAAGGUAUUUACUUCGUCAGCCAAAGUUUGUACUGCCUGUUUCUACUGCGGCGCGUACACAUUGGGAACUUGCUGGGAGAUGCUAACAGGAGGUGUGAACAUAGUCCAAUACCAGACCAAACAGGGAGAGGGGGACGGAGACAGCCUGUCUAGUUGAGUCGAGCAAGUGUGAAAGCCAGCUUCACCAACACCGGAUAUGAUGUCACCAAAUGCGUGAACUUAACCAGGUAACUCAGCAGUGAUGUAGUCAUUCAGCGUCCCAGGCUGUCCCCAGAACGACAUAAUAAACUGAAUUUUGAGUCAACCCAUUCAUGAUGGAUGAGGACACGCCAACCCUUAAGCCCCGACGGAUCCAGAAUCAGAAUGUGGUGCAUCGUCUUGAGAGGCGAAGGAUCUGCUCAGGCCGUCCAGGAGCUCACUGGUACAGUGUACGCUGCUUCCACCAGAACCUUUUCCCCAACUUUACUGUGGUCAAUGUGGAGAAGCCCCCCUGCUUCCUGAGGAAGUUCUCACCCGAUGGUCGUUGCUUCAUUGCCUUCUCAUCUGACCAGACAUCUCUAGAGAUUUAUGAAUACCAAGGCUGCCAAGCGGCUCAGGACCUGCUAAGAGGCCAAGAGGGCGAGACCCUUCUAACAGCCAAUGACCAGCGCUCCCUCAACAUUCGAGGUCGCCUGUUUGAGCGUUUUUUUUCCUUGCUCCACGUCACUAAUGUGGCAUCCAACGGAGAACACCUCAACCGUGAGUGCAGCCUCUUCACCGACGACUGCCGCUACGUCAUCGUCGGCUCGGCUGUGUACGUCCCUGAGGAACCGCCUCCAUACUUCUUUGAGGUGUAUCGCAACAAUGAGUCGGUGACUCCAAAUCCUCGAUCUCCAUUAGAGGACUACUCCCUCCAUAUUAUUGACCUCCACACUGGCAGGCUGUGUGACACCAGGUCCUUCAAAUGUGACAAGAUCAUCUUGUCCCACAACCAGGGACUCUACCUCUACAGAAACAUCCUAGCUGUGUUAUCGGUCCAGCAGCAAACCAUACACGUCUUUCAGGUGACUCCAGAUGGAACAUUUCUCGAUGUAAGGACCAUAGGGCGCUUCUGUUAUGAGGACGACCUCCUGACUCUUUCGGCCGUUUACACGGAGGCCCAGGCUGAGAGCCAGCUGGGCUUCCCGCGCCUCUACACAGAAAAAACCAUCAACUCUCUAAAGCACAGGCUACUGGUCUACCUCUGGAGGAGGGCGGAGCAGGAUGGCAGCGCUACCGCCAAGAGGAGAUUUUUCCAGUUUUUUGAUCAACUGAGGCGACUGAGGAUGUGGAAGAUGCAGCUGCUGGAUGAGCAUCACCUCUUCAUUAAAUACACAAGUGAAGACGUGGUUACACUCAGGGUCACGGACCCCUCACAGCCGUCCUUCUUUGUUGUAUACAACAUGGUGUCUACAGAGGUGCUGGCCGUCUUUGAGAACACCUCCGAUCAGCUGCUGGAGCUGUUUGAGAAUUUCUGCGACCUGUUCAGAAACGCCACGCUGCACAGCCAGGCGGUCCAAUUUCCCUGCUCAGCCUCCUCCAAUAACUACGCUCGGCAGGUCCAAAGAAGAUUUAAGGACACAAUCGUGAAUGCCAAAUAUGGCGGCCAUACGGAGGCGGUGCGUCGGCUUCUGGGUCAGCUACCCAUCAGUGCGCAAUCCUACAGCAGUAGCCCUUAUCUGGAUCUGUCACUCUUCAGCUACGAUGACAAGUGGGUGUCCGUUAUGGAGAGGCCCAAGACCUGCGGAGACCACCCAAUUCGGUUUUAUGCACGUGAUUCUGGGCUGCUGAAGUUUAAGAUCCAGGCGGGCCUGCUGGGUCGACCGGUAAACCACGCCGUACGACGCCUCGUCGCUUUCACCUUCCAUCCCUUUGAGCCCUUCGCCAUUUCUGUCCAGCGCACAAAUGCUGAGUACGUAGUCAACUUCCACAUGAGGCAUGUGUGUGCGUGAGGACCCGGAGACUUAGAACAUGUCUUUUUAGGACACACCAACCAAAUUAGGAAGUACUCUUCCUUCAGCAUUCACUUCACCUCUGCCCC
Molecule: messenger RNA, 2211 nt
Organism: Doryrhamphus excisus (bluestripe pipefish)
Lineage: Eukaryota; Metazoa; Chordata; Actinopteri; Syngnathiformes; Syngnathidae
Gene: det1
Product: DET1 partner of COP1 E3 ubiquitin ligase
Biological process (GO): protein ubiquitination; positive regulation of proteasomal ubiquitin-dependent protein catabolic process
Cellular component (GO): cullin-RING ubiquitin ligase complex; nucleus
Molecular function (GO): ubiquitin-like ligase-substrate adaptor activity; ubiquitin protein ligase binding
Source: RefSeq, a predicted model, not a curated record